UUUAAAUAGAGACAACUCAAUUCUUCGACAAAUGAGGCAGAAGCAGAAGAUGGCUAGUGCAAAUACCAGGAAAAGAGCGAUGAAUGGAGCAAAGCCUGAUGGAAAGCCAAGACCUGAGAAAGCUCCAAACUCUAGUUUAGAAGCUAAGAAUUCAAAUAUCUAUCACAAUGUAUCUGGGAGUUUUGUGCAGGGUAGUUCUCACAACCCAGAAUUAGGCGGCUCUUUUGGAGUCAUUCUGAAUAAAUCAAAAGAAGUAGAGGUCCGCAAAGGGGGUUCAUUAUUUUCAAUUUCUUACCAAAGAGAUGACCGCUUCAAAAGAUACACAGAAGUUUUUGAUAAACUCCACACAGAUCUUAAGGAAGAAAUAGAUAAGAAGAAGGAAGAAGAGAUUAAGAUCAACGAGGAUUCUCGCAAUAUCAAAAAGGAAGGAAUCUAUAUUGACAAGGAUGAAGUACUGAUUGAUAUAAAGAAAAUUUAUGAGUUUCCAGAGCCUCCCAAACCACCCACUCCUAAGGGGUUCUUUAACAGAAAAGUUGGGUUUGGUUCAAAUGACCUUGGAAAAGGAGGGAUGCUAAAUGAUGACUAUAAAACAUCCUUUUUGACCGGAGAUAGUAAUUUCACUGAUAUUAGUAAUUUAAAGACCUCCAAUACCUAUUUGUAUAAUGAUUUGAAUAAAUUGGGAGAGAUGAAACAGCCUCCUGAUAUGGACCCAGAAAUGCUCAGAUUAUUGAAAGAGAACCAGAUUAAAGUGGGAGUUGAUACUGAAGAAAAGGAAGAGCCAGGAAUUUAUACUGUUCCUUCAUUUCCAAAUCAGCUUAUACAUCCAGAGAGUGAUAUUCAGAGAAGGAUGAAAGAAAUAAAAGAAGAAAGCGAAGCAAGAGUUUGUAUUGAAGAUAUUGAUAGAAUUAAAGAAGAGAUUCAAAAUCCUUCUAAUGGCAUCCCAUGUACUGAUACUCUUGCUGAGAUUGCAGAGCUAGAUCUGCUUUCUCUAAAUAAGCUGUUUGAAAUUCCAGAGUAUUUAAUUGUAAGAAAAGCUCCGAGAGAACAGAAUUUACUUGCUCAUUUUGCGAAUCCUGCUUCACCAAAGCAAACUAGUUUAGUGAAAAAUAAGUCUUUUCUUUCUUCUAUAAAAGAUAAAAACAUGCAAAGCUCAGAUAAAUCUCAAGUGGAAGUGAAAGAAGAAGGAAAAGAUGCUAAUGUAAAGGAAGAAGUUUCUGAGACAGAAGCACCUCAGAAAGAAUCUGAGCCUCCUCAGACCAAUGAUGAAAAAAUUAAGAAACUUCAAGAAGACACCCAAAAAAUGCAGAAGGCUGAAGCCGAAGACAUCGAUGAUAAGCCUUCUAAAGAGGUAUCUGAAGAGUGAUAA
Moneuplotes crassus is the source of this 1366-nucleotide messenger RNA. Lineage: Eukaryota; Ciliophora; Spirotrichea; Euplotida; Euplotidae. The record is from the annotation of a GenBank genome assembly.